Molecule: messenger RNA, 1512 nt
Organism: Scheffersomyces stipitis CBS 6054
Lineage: Eukaryota; Fungi; Ascomycota; Pichiomycetes; Serinales; Debaryomycetaceae
Product: U2 snRNP complex subunit
Exons: 1
Coding region: 1-1512 (503 amino acids)
Biological process (GO): mRNA splicing, via spliceosome
Cellular component (GO): nucleus; U2-type spliceosomal complex; precatalytic spliceosome
Source: RefSeq, a predicted model, not a curated record
AUGCCACCCAAGAGAAGCAAGAACCAGCUUCGUAGAGAACGGGUGAAGCUCCGAAAGCUAGAAGCUGACAAGAAAGAAGAUACAUUGGAGAGCACUGAAAUACAAAAGCCAGACAAAGUAAAAGAUUCAGAAACGACAAAUAAUGACAAUAAAGAACAUAGAAAUGACAAAGCUCACGACAUAGAUACCGCUGAAGAGCAGAAAGAUUCAGUCGAAAAGUCUGUUGAGAAUCUUGAAGAUUUUAUAGCGAUUGCCAAAGAUUCUUUUCAAUCUGUUCCGGUUAAUACUUCAAUAGAUGAGUCUCUUUAUCAGCAGUUCCAGGGAGUGUUCAGUAAGUUUCAAGGAGCUACUGUUGCUGAAGAAGAAGUAGAAUCUGUUCCAGAAUCCAAAGGUGAUGUUCUCUAUAAUAGUGGGUCUGAUGAAGAGUCAGAAUUGGAGUCCCUGGAUUCUGAAGAAGAGGAAGAGCUUUCUAAACGACAACUUCGUAAACGUAACAAAGUGCCAUUGGCCUCGCUCAAGGCAUCAACUAUACGGCCACAACUCGUUGAAUGGUAUGAUGUAGAUGCUCUGGACCCGUUCUUCCUCGUAGCAUUAAAGACGAGCCCCAAUGCGGUUCAGGUACCGAGCCACUGGUCAGCAAAGAGAGAGUAUCUUUCAUCGAAGAAAGGAAUAGAACGAUUACCGUUUCAGUUGCCAAAAUUUAUCACCGAUACAGGUAUUCAAGAUAUGAGACAUAGUGAUGAUCAAACGUUGAGGCAACAGCAAAGAGACAGAGUACAGCCCAAGAUGGGUCGAUUGGAUAUCGAUUACCAGCGCCUUCAUGAUGCUUUUUUUAAAUAUCAGGAAAAGCCACGAUUGCUUGGUUUUGGAGAUGUAUACUUUGAAGGUAGAGAAGCAGCUGAUGAAUAUAGCAAUGAUCUCUCUAGCAUAAGACCUGGCAAGGUGUCAUCUGAGCUACGUAAAGCUUUAGGUAUUCCUGAAGGUGCACCUCCUUGGAUUUCCAUUAUGAAGGAUAUAGGUAAGCCUCCUGCCUAUUCCAGUCUAGCAAUACCUGGAUUAGAUACUUCAUACGAUAAUGACGGCUACAGAGAUAGUAAAUCUGUGAACACUAGUAAAUUGCACGAAACAGAACAUUGGGGGAAGCUAGAGGACUACGAAGAAUCUGAAGAAGAAGAAGUGGAUGGUGAAGAGGAAGAUGAAGAGCUGGAUGCUGACGAUGACGAAAUGAUUGCAUAUGAACAGGAAGAGGAACAAGCUGAUGAUGAACCUGUGAAGGUGCAGAUUUCAGAAUAUGGUGGAAUAAAGUCAAGACCACACAAGCCUGUUGAUGAAAGCAAUGAACACAAGUCGCUUUACACUGUAAUCAAAGAGAAACAACCUCUGGAAGGAGCUGGUCUAUUACAGAGUGGCUUUUCCUACGACCUCUCCAAAGAUUCACAAGUUGAUGAGACACCUGUUAAACAGGAUACGAAGGUUGAAACUCUUGAACCUAAGAAGAAGUUCAAGUUCUAG